CUUAGAUGGGGUUAUGGAAGUGGGCACAUUGAGAUCAAUGGAACUGAGUAUCAACUUCAGCAAUGCCAUUGGCAUUCUCCUUCUGAGCACACUAUUAAUGGCAGAAGAUUUGAUAUGGAGAUUCAUCUACUUCAUCGGAGCAUCGAUAACCAGACUGCUGUGAUAGGAGUCAUGUACAAAAUCGGACGUCCCAACUCUUUCUUGACCAUGAUGAAACAUCAUUUGAAUGCCCUUGCUGAGACGAGAGAUGUAGAGAGAGCUGUUGGAAUAAUUGAUCCUGAGCUCAUUAAAUUUGGCAGUAGAAAAUACUAUCGGUACAUUGGUUCACUUACAACUCCGCCCUGCACCGAAAAUGUUAUUUGGACAAUUGUGAGAAAGGUGAGGACUGUAAGCCGGGAACAAGUCGAAUUGAUUCGAAAUUCUGUCCAUGAUGAUACUGAAACAAAUGCUAGACCAAUUCAACCGAUGAAUGAUCGUACGGUGGAACUUUACAGGCCAAGUGAUCGUCAACAUUGA
This is a messenger RNA of Striga hermonthica, 516 nucleotides long. The record is from the annotation of a GenBank genome assembly. Lineage: Eukaryota; Viridiplantae; Streptophyta; Magnoliopsida; Lamiales; Orobanchaceae.